Onychostoma macrolepis is the source of this 6708-nucleotide messenger RNA. It is a transcript of the gene capn15, whose product is annotated as calpain 15. The record is from RefSeq and is a predicted model, not a curated record. Gene Ontology annotation, biological process: proteolysis. Gene Ontology annotation, cellular component: cytoplasm. NCBI's taxonomy places the organism in Eukaryota, Metazoa, Chordata, Actinopteri, Cypriniformes, Cyprinidae. The transcript is spliced from 12 exons. Gene Ontology annotation, molecular function: calcium-dependent cysteine-type endopeptidase activity.
UGACUGGCUUUGUGAGUUUCACCCACUAUAGUCUCUAGAUUAUUAGUGUAUAUUUAUGCAUGAGAAAAACGAGAGAACCCGAGUUCUGUAGCAGAGGCUGAGCGUCGAAUCUGCGCAUGCGCGCUGCUGACUCGCCGUAAUCCUCGCGCAUCUGCGCGUCCUGGAGAGAAACAGGCUGAAUUAAGAAGCGAAUCAAAUAAAUAACCGCAGCAUAUGCAUGCACAUCAAACUGCGCUUUAGACACACGCAUGCUGUCAUCAUGAGUCCCGUGAGGAGAUGCAUGAAAACACCGCUGCAGUUUGGCUGUUGUGUGUGUUUAUGCGGUGCGCGGCAGCAGCAGCAGCAUCAUCACCAUCAUCAUCAUCAUCAUCCGCUCCAGCCGAAUCAUAAGUGACCGAACCGAGCGGGACCGGACCGAACCGCACCGCACAUCUGGACAGCAGGGUUUCAGGCGCAGGGAUCUGUCUGCAUCAUCCAUCCCGAUGCUUUUGACGCUCGACCACAGCUGAGACCCACAUCGGACCGGAGGACCGGCGGAACCGGAGCGCUCAUGUCCUCACCGGGCCCGAGACCACUGCACCUCACCCGAGCCUCUCUGCGCCGUUAAAUAUUCAUAGUCACGAUCUGAGUGUCAAACUUGAUACUCCGGUGCCUGGAGAGACAGAUGAGAACCUUCACAGCCGUCGCUGUCACGUUAUGAACAUCUGCAUGAGCUUUAGAUGAGACUCCGAUGAGAUGAGCAGCUGGAUCUGUACAAGCAGGACGAAAUUCACUGCAGCACCUGCAGUCUGACCCGCUGAGGGCCUCCGCUGGGUCAGAAACCCUCUCUGUGUCAUCUGAGUCCACUGAUGCUGGAGACACACAAAUGCAUGCAUACAUGUAUGCGCAUACGCACUGAUACUUAUACAGGGGUUUGCACACACAUGCAUGCAUAUGUUAUGUCGUUUUAAUAUCUGACGGAUUCGUUUUUCAAUGCUUACUAGGUAUGCACGGAAUAUUGGUGGCUAAACUUAUUACUGGUAUUUUUUAAUCAUUAUUUUUAAAUAUUAGAUAUUAUGAAAUAUUUAAAGUAGGUCAGAAUUAGAUGCAAAAAAUUUUGUGUCAUGUUUAUAAAGUUAUCCAUCUUUUUUUUUCGGUACGUUAAAAUGAUUUUAGUGCCUGAUCGUAAAUAUAAAAUGUUAAGCUAAUUUUUUUAAGCAUGCAAACCCAUAUAGAAUCAUUAUAUCAGUCAUAUUUGCCAUAAAGUAAUAUUGGUUAUCGGUAUUAGUGAAAAUACCUUACAAUUUUUAAAUUAAAUUUAAAAAAAAUUAAAUUCAAUAAAAAGUGUAUUUAAAAAAUAUUUUUUACAAUUUUAAUUUGGCCUGUUUAUAAUGUUUUUACUAGUUAAAACCUCUUGAAUUGUCAUUAGAAGUCUUUUUUUUUAACAGGUUACUGUGUAGAAAUGGUUUUUAAAAUUGCUCUUCGCAUGCAUUGCUGAUUGAAUGCACGCACACAUACAUGCACUCAUUCGCAUGCGUAUACGCACACAGAUUGAUAUGCUUGUUCUCUGGACGCUGAUGUUUGUUUGCGAUGAAAGGAAUAUUUGCUUCUGCAGGCUGGAUGAAAUGUGACGCAUCGUAAUCCCGGUGACAGCUGCGGAAAGAUGAGCCACAGACAGACAGAGAGCGAGAGAGAGAGACAGGCAGCAAACAUGAUUAGAGGGACUGCGCCGUGACUCAACCAGACGCAUAGACGGGAAUGGAGACUGGAAACUUUCUCCCAGCGUCAAACUUCCUCUUUUAAAGCCCUAAACGGAGUGUUUUUGUCUCUAGUGCUUCAGUAAUGUGUUGUACCGCCAUCCCCGAAGUGUCGUCCUUCCUCUCAGGCGAGGUUACGGCAGGUUAAACGCCACCUGAGGCUUAGAGAGACUGAAGGGCCCGCGGCCCUCGCAGACCUUUGGGGAAAACGUGGAUCAUUUAUAGACUCGCGUGUGUGCAUGAGCGCUGUCAAUCACAGCUACUUCCUGUCUGUCACUUCCUGAUGUUGAUCUCUGGCAGACUAGAGGAGAUGUCUGACCCUUGAGAACCGUUGACCUUUGCGUUUGACUGUAUUUAUGUGCAUGAAAGACAAACAGAAGGACGCAGCGUGUGCGUUUCUAAGUUGCUCGUGGCAAUGGGGAGUUCUGCGUCGUCUCUGACCACAGACAGGGAAUCAGAUCACGGGUUCGGCACGGCUCCGUUCCCGCCGGCCGCUCCGAUGGGCUGGCUCAGGACCAGCCACAGCAGUCCGGUGUGGGGAACCACUUUCAUCACACGCCAGCAGCAGCAACAGCAGCCUAUCCCACACAGAGAGCGCAGUCACUCUCAUUCUCCUGGUUCGAUGGCCGCAGUUGUGAGGAAUUCUGAUUGGUCAUGCGGGCGCUGCACCUUUCUUAACUCCAGCGGCUCCUUGCGCUGCUCUAUUUGUGAAGCUCCUCGGCAGAAGCCGGAUUUGAACCAUAUUUUGCGCCUCAGCAGUGCUGAGGAACCUCGCUGGUCCUGCCCCCGCUGCACUCUUACCAAUCACCAUGGAUUAGGCUCGUGUUCUGUGUGCGGAGCAGCUCCAGUUACACCCAACGGACCCCUCCCACCCAAGCAGCCCCCGCCCACUCCAGUAGAGCCCGCCUCCAGCCCAGAAGCCAAAGGUCAGGUAGCCAAUGGGGAGUCCCGGUGUGCCGAACCUAACGGGGAGGUGUCUGUAGGAGGGGAGGGGUCAUCAUCAGAGUGGGCGUGUCCUCGCUGUACUUUAGUAAACACUCCGGUGGCGUUAUCGUGCUCGGCAUGCGGCGGUCCGAGGAAACUCUCCUUACCAAAAAUCCCUCCCGAAGCGUUAGUGGUCCCGGAAGUGCGCACACCUGUGGCAGGGUUUCCCACACAAACAGCGGGAGCGUCCGCGCCGCUUCUCAUUGAUCUGACUGAAGAUUCUCCACCCCAAGCACCUUCCGAAACCCCGUCUCCGCCCCCCGUCCCAUUUCUGCCCCCUUCCCUGUCCUCGCUUCAAAAUAACCCUGUGCCUCGCAGCCGAAGGGAAGUCCCGCCCCCUGGACGGCCUCCAAACCCCGCCCCCUCACCAACAUCACCCUCAACCUGCCCGCCUACCAAAACCAAGCCCCUCCCACCAGCAGACAGCUACCCGAUCAAGCGCCUCAGUGUGCUGGAGGAGGAGGAGCCUAACAACCCCACCCUUCCAGUCACGUCUCCACCCUCUUGGAAGUGCCCCGGAUGCUCCGCCCCCACAGCUCCUCCCUCGUCAUCCGCCGGGCGUUGCGAUGCAUGUCGAGGGUCGCGGCCGGGUUCGGGCGCUGACGUCAUCGAUGUACUGGGCGAGUCGGUGCGAUUCACGCCGGCGUCACCGUCCAGUCCGGACUUCAGCUCGUGGGCGUGUUCCAAAUGUACGUUGCGCAACCCGACGGGCGCGGGCCACUGCACGGCCUGCGGAUCGUCCAAAUUGCAUGGUUUCUCCGAGCCGUCCAACUGCUCAUCAUGUUCUCGGAAACAACCGCACUCCCACCCGCGUGCCUUUACUUCUGCCUCCUCUUCCUCGGUCUCGUCCCCGUCGGUGCAGGACAAGAGCACCUGUCAGUGGACGUGUCCUGCCUGCACGCUGUUGAACGAAGUGAGGAUGAAGCAUUGCGCAGCGUGUCACACCCCACAGCAGUACCUCAAUCAGCGCAAAAUCGGGAAGCCGCUCAAACGCCGGGAGAGCAUGCAUGUGGAAGCCCGCAGGCGCACAGAUGAAGGAGAGGCCAAGGAAUUGUGGGAAAACAUCGUCAGCUUCUGUAGAGAGAACGCAGUUAACUUCGUGGAUGACAGUUUCCCUCCCGGUCCACGUUCGGUCGGGUUCCCCGAGAACGACAGCGUCCAGCAGCGAAUCAAAAAGUGGCUCCGCCCUCACGAGAUUAACUGCAAUAACUUUAAAGAUCGUGGCGUGAAGUGGUCUGUGUUCAGGACGCCACGCCCCUCAGAUAUACUGCAAGGCCUUCUGGGAAACUGCUGGUUUUUAUCACAAAGUAGUGUGUGCAAUUCUAAAUUGUAUUUUUGAAAAAAAAUUUUUUACUGCAGACGUUACAUCCCUGUUGAUUGCUUUCCUUCCUGCUAAUGGCUUGUAUUAAUAUUUUAAUCUCUCUCUUUUUUUUUUCUGUGUUUUUCUCUGGGACAGGCUCAGCGGAGGCAGCUGUGGGUCGCGCUUAUAGAAAAGGCUCUGGCGAAGCUGCACGGCUCGUAUUUUGCGCUGCAGGCCGGUCGUGCCAUCGAGGGUUUGGCGACGCUCACUGGCGCCCCCUGUGAAAGUCUGAUGCUGCAGGUCAGCUCAACCAAUCCCCGUGAAGAGCCGAUCGACACGGACCUCAUAUGGGCCAAAAUGCUCAGCUCCAAAGAGGCGGGCUUUCUGAUGGGGGCGUCCUGUGGAGGUGGUAACAUGAAGGUGGAUGAUGCUGUAUAUGAAUCUCUGGGGCUCCGCCCACGACACGCCUACUCCAUACUGGACGUCAGGGAUGUUCAGGGCUACAGGCUGCUGCGUUUGAGGAACCCCUGGGGCCGGUUCUCCUGGAACGGCUCGUGGUCAGACGAGUGGGCCGACUGGCCGCAGCACCUGCGUCACGAGCUCAUGGCUCAUGGCAGCAGUGAAGGCGUGUUCUGGAUGGAAUACGGAGACUUCAUUAAGUACUUUGAUUCGGUGGAUAUCUGCAAGAUUCAUCCUGAUUGGCAGGAAGUUCGUCUGCAGGGCUGCUUCCCCUGUCGGGCGAGUAAACCGGUGACCGUCACCGCCCUCACGGUCCUGGAGAGAACCGCGCUGGAGUUUGCCCUCUUCCAGGAGGGCAGCAGGCGUUCGGACACGGCCGACAGUCACCUGUUGGAUCUGUGCAUCAUGGUCUUCCGGGCCUCGUUUGGGAACGGGAAUAAGCUGGUCCUGGGACGUCUGCUGGCGCACAGCAAGCGCGCGGUGAAGAAGUUCGUAGGAUGUGACGUGAUGCUGGAGCCGGGAGAGUACGCUGUCGUCUGCUGUGCCUUUAAUCACUGGCAGAUGGACCUGACGGGCGCUUUGACACCAGUGUCCAGCCCCACCAACGCCCGCAGACCCAGCCAGGAUUUCCCAGGGUACAUCUUGGCCAUCUACAGCUCCAGACAGGUGAUGGUGGAGCAGGUGGAGGCCAUAUCCACCACACUCGCCGACGCCAUCAUCCUGCUGACGGAGAACAAGGGAGAGAGACAUGAGGGUCGGGAAGGAAUGACAUGUUACUACCUGACUCACGGGUGGGCGGGGCUUAUCGUCGUUGUGGAGAACCGUCACCCAAAGUACUACCUCCAUGUGUCAUGUGACUGUACUGACAGCUUCAAUGUGGUGUCGACCCGCGGCAGCCUGAAGACCAUCGACAGCGUACCGCCGCUGCACAGGCAGGUACUGGUGGUUCUGUCCCAGCUGGAGGGGAACGCCGGAUUCUCCAUCACACACAGACUGGCCCAUAGGAAAGCGGCGCAGGCGUCUCUGGGCGACUGGACAUCUAGUAAAGCCACACACUCGCCUCAACUCACGCCAGACACUGACGGACUGCACAGACCGCGGCCGCUUUGACACACGCUCACACACACACACACACACACACACACACACACACACACACACACACAUAGACGCACUGUCCUGUCAUGAACCCACAUAGACAAGUUCAGACCCGUGAUGAUGAUGAACACGCACGCAGCCACUGAGAGGGACUGGGUGGAACUACUGAGCCAAUCACACGUCUGCUCGCUGAGCCAAGACCCGCCCACUGCAAACACAGCCACUCUGCGCAAGCACACGUGUGCCAUGAAGAGCUGCAUUCACAUCCCAUCCUGGAGUACACCGUACCUCUCCUGUCACCGGACUUUACCUUCUAGUUUCUCUCCAUGUGUUCAGACAGAUGGCAAAUCUCAUUUUAAAGGGUUCCUCCACCCCAAAAUGAAAAUUUACCCCCAUGUCGUUCCAAACCCGUAAAAGCUUUGUUCGCCUUCGGAACACAAUUUAAGAUAUUUUAGAUGAAAACCGGGAGACUUGUGACUGUCCCAUUGACUGCCAAACAAUUAACACUGUCAAGGCCCAGAAAAGUAUGAAUAUAAAAUAGUCCAUCUGCCAUCAGUGGUUCAACCGCAACGUUAUGAAGCUACGAGAAUACUUUUUGUACGCAAAGAAAACAAAAAUAACGACUUCAUUCAACAAUAAUCGCCUCCUCUGCGUCAGCAAGUCACAAGCCUCCCGGUUUUCAUCCAGAAUAUCUUAAAUUGUGUUCUGAAGACGAGCAAAGCAUUUACGGGUUUGGAACGACAUGGGGGGGGUAAGUGAUUAAUGACAAAAUUGUAGUUUUGGGGUGGAGUAACCCUUUAAUAUUUCACACGGCUCAUUUCACCCAGAGUCAUAACAAAAAAAAUACAUUGUUUUAAAAUAGCUAAAUUAAGCCUGUUUUUGGGACCAUUAUUAUUAUUAUUACAGUUUCAAUUAUCUCAUUUUUUAUUCAAUUAUAUUAAAUUAUCUGUCAUGCAAUUUAAGAAAAUUUCCCCUAAAAUUCACAAUAUUUCUGACUUCUAAACAUUUCAGUUUUAUUUUAAUUAUAUUAUAAUAAUUGUAAUAAAAUAAUAAUAAUUAUAAUAAUAAUAGUGCUGGGCAACGAUUAAUUGCAAUUAAUCACAUCCAAAAUAAAAGUUUUUGUUUACAUAA